AUGGAAAAGGUGAAAAUGAAACACAAGAAGGCCUCAACUAAAACGGAAAUGAUGUCAAAAAAGUCGAUGAGCGGGAAGAAAAAAAAACUUAUAAACAUUGAUAAGAAUACGGAUAAAAACAUGAAAACACAUUUAAAACUUUGGGCUCCGCGUAUUCAUCAGCUGACAUGGAAGAUGAUCGAGAAAGAAGAGACAUAAAUGACGGAAAUGCAGGCCAUGAAAUAGACUCAGAUGACUGGGUUACUACUCCAGAUGUGAACAAUAUCGAACACAUUCAACUUGAUUUCAGUCGGUUGCCUGAUCAAAAACGGAAAACUAAAAAUUUGGAACUUCCCGAUUUCCCGAUGUUAUCUCAUGAAUCUAAUUUAGGAGACAUGCUACAAGACGCUGAUCUAAACGAAUACAACGCUGAUUGUCCUACAGUCUGUCCUUCUCGAGAUGUUUUGGUUUGUGCGCGAUGUCAACACGGCAUUUUCAAGACAUUCAUAAGCGUCUGUCAUAUGCGCAUGUUCGCUUGUCAUCAUAAGGAUGAAAUUUUACAACUGGUAUCGCGCUCUCCUUGUAUACUGUCAGCUCCUUACUUAUCUGAAGACGGAAUGGAACCUCAAGGCAGAGUUGUCGAAGCAGAUGACGACGACAUUAUCCUGAGAUACAUUAUCUGCAGAGAUCAUGAGAGGACGGAUCCAGAUGGGCAACCAGGGGACCCGAGAUGCUCAUUCCCAUUAGUUAUCAAAACUAAUAAAUAUUUUUACGAUUUUAGAAAUGUUCCACAUCCCUUAGAUCUCCAUUUGAUAACCCCCACAAAAGUUUCAAAAGUUUCAAAAGUUUCAAAUGAAGCUGUGAAGAGCCAAGAUGAUUAA
Spodoptera littoralis (African cotton leafworm) is the source of this 860-nucleotide messenger RNA. The record is from the annotation of a GenBank genome assembly. Lineage: Eukaryota; Metazoa; Arthropoda; Insecta; Lepidoptera; Noctuidae.